Messenger RNA from Aspergillus bombycis, 951 nucleotides. RefSeq lists its product as uncharacterized. NCBI's taxonomy places the organism in Eukaryota, Fungi, Ascomycota, Eurotiomycetes, Eurotiales, Aspergillaceae. The record is from RefSeq and is a predicted model, not a curated record. The transcript has 2 exons. Bases 1 to 951 code for a protein of 316 amino acids.
AUGGAUCUAACGCUUUUUAGCUUUACUAGAGCAGUGGAUCUAGUAGCCUGCAUCAUAUGGGCCCGAUGGCGACGGUGGCGGAGCGCUCGGGGUCGCUGGAGUCGCGCAGAGUCUCUGGCGCCAAAGCUUGCGGAUUCGGGCGUAUUUGCCGCUAGUGCAGCAGUCGUGAUGUGGGCAUGGUUUUACCUACCCGAAAGGUUGCCAAAGUCUUACGGAAAAUGGAUUGGAGAGGUAGCCAGGGUGGAUUCCCGGUUGAUUGAAGCACUUCGCCGAGUCAGGAGAGGGGUCUUCGUGUAUGGGAAAGACACGGGGCAAGCGCCUCUACUCCAGUCCAUGUGCAAGGACUACGGCUGGCCUAUCGAAUGGGGAGAUCCCGCCAAAACAAUUCCUAUUCCCUGCGAAAUGGUACACAUGAGCUGUGGGCCUAAUUGUGAGAAACAUGCCGUAUCUCGAUUCGUUCGAACGUUUGGGUUUGCCUGUGCAACUUAUAUACCUUUACAAAUUGCCUUCCGGCUCCGCAGAUUGAAGUCGGCAUCGUCACUCCGCCGGGCUGUAUCUGACGCCUUGCGCUCAUCUGCAUUCCUUGCUUCGUUUGUGAGUAUCUUUUACUAUUCCGUGUGCCUCGCAAGAACCAGAAUCGGACCAAAGAUAUUCCCACGAGAUGUAGUAACCCCCAUGAUGUGGGACUCCGGGCUUUGCGUUGGAGCUGGAUGUUUGAUGUGCGGCUGGAGUAUACUUGUAGAAAGCCCAUCGAAACGGCAGGAGUUAGCAUUGUUUGUGGCACCUCGAGCUGCUGCAACUGUGCUCCCAAGGUUCUACGAUAAGCAGUACCAAUAUCGAGAGCGCAUUACUUUCGCUGUUAGCGCUGCCCUUCUUCUCACUUGUCUUCAAGAGCGACCUGGCUUGGUAAGAGGCGUUUUUGGCAGGAUUGCAACGAGCGUCCUGAAAUAA